Molecule: messenger RNA, 305 nt
Organism: Mycotypha africana
Lineage: Eukaryota; Fungi; Mucoromycota; Mucoromycetes; Mucorales; Mycotyphaceae
Exons: 1
Coding region: 37-264 (75 amino acids)
Source: RefSeq, a predicted model, not a curated record
CCUAGAAGGGUACCACUGAUUGUCUUUGGUGCUGGUAUGUUUGGCAAAGAUGUAGUCAAGUUGAAAGGGCAACGAUGUGGUGUUGUCGGUAAACCUUUUACAACACUGAAGAAACGUGAAGCUAAAGGUCAAUUGAUGGUUGUCACAAUCGAUGAAUUUAAAACCUCUAAAACAUGCAACCUCUGUUUCUAUGAUGAUAUGCAAAUUUUUGAUACUCCUGGAUUUAAGGGUACCGGCGUUCUUCAUUGCAAGCAAUAUCUAUAGCUAUGGCAGAGAGACGUUAACGCCGCUAUCCAUAGGAUGAC